CAGCCACUGAUACAUCUGCAUCGACUACAACAACAUCUACUACUACGACAGGCGCUGAUACGGGCGAAACGAGUAUAACAACAACCAUAAUAACGACAACUACGACAAGUACGCCUUCCGAAAUUUUAAACAGCAUCCCUAAUAAAUUUAAAAAUCCACCUUAUCCUUUAUAUGUGUUUCAAAACACAACUGAGUGUGAUAAUACUACUGGAAAAUUUCGUAUACCAAUGGACUUUGAAUUUGAUAAUAAUGCUACAACAUUGAAUGAUCUAAUUAAUACCAUGGAAGAUUUAACAGAACGUGUUGGAGUUGAAUUGUUCAUUAAGGAUUUAUGUGGAAGAGAUACUGAAGAAGUAAAAAACGUGACAUCGUGUUAUGUUAUUAAUGCAUGUGGCUUGUGUGGUACUAAUCCAGUGCGUGGUGUAUGUUAUCCAGAAUUCAAUGAACCUAAAUGUAAAUGUUUUGCUAGUGGAAAUGAUACAACAGGACCAUAUGAGGGCAAUUUCUGCUAUUCGUCAAGUUCGAAACCAUUACAAUCCACGAAUUCUCCUUCUCGUUGGACACCGAUUAUUGUUGGUGUUCUAGCUGGUCUAACUGCUCUCUUUUGUGCGAUAACAUGUUGUCUAUGGGCUAUAGCUAUUUGGCGUCGUCGAAAACGUCAUCCUAAAGAAGAUGAACUAAGAAUUCGUCGUAUAUGGCAUUUACCACGAGCUGUAGUGCCAGCACCAGUUACAACUGAAAAUCCUCAACCUUAUUUAGGAACACCACCACCCGGUUCAAAUCGAGCAGAUUCUAUUCAUACAGACAGUAACACAAUA
Messenger RNA from Adineta steineri, 818 nucleotides. NCBI's taxonomy places the organism in Eukaryota, Metazoa, Rotifera, Eurotatoria, Adinetida, Adinetidae. The record is from the annotation of a GenBank genome assembly.